UCACUUCAAGCUAUUGACUUUGGAGCGUGGAGAUGAUUACUUUCUCUCCACUACACGACUCGUUGCUGAUAUCUUCCUAGGUCAACUCUGACUCGUUUUAGAGAUGUUUGUUAAGCUCUGUGUAUCUGACGUCUAGAAAAAUCUAAGGUCCGGUUAUUAUUGUCCUUCGGCUGUGUACAGUUAGUUGCACAGUUUGAAUACCCUCAGAGUUUAGAACCGUGGCAUUAGCUGUGCUUGUGGCAACUGCUAGGUUUUGAACGUGACAAAUGGAGCUAGCGGAUCGAGCAGUUGGGCUUCUAUUAUCUUCGAUCAGCUUAUCCAUAUUCACGUACUAUACUUUCUGGGUCAUCAUCCUGCCAUUUGUAGAUAGUGAUCACUUCAUCCACAAGUACUUUUUGCCUCAAGACUAUGCCAUCCUCGUACCUGUCUUCGCUGGCGUAACUCUCCUCUCUCUUCUUUCCGUAUUCAUUGGAAUGGUCAUGCUCAAAUCCAAAAAGAAGAAGGCUUGAUAUUUUUUCUUGGUUCUUUUGUGCCUACUUAGUUGGACCUUUUGGUCUUUUCAGUGGUUUAUAUCUGCCUGAACUUUAAAUAAUGUAGUUGAACCGUACGAGACUAUGUCCGGAAGGUGAAUACGUAACAUAUCCCCUAUAUAUUAAUUGAGGAACAUUUGAAAAGAUGUAACCUUAAUUUUGUAUUAAUUAAAAGAGGUCCCAAUGCA
Messenger RNA from Brassica rapa (field mustard), 718 nucleotides. Its product is annotated as dolichol-phosphate mannose synthase subunit 2. The record is from RefSeq and is a predicted model, not a curated record. Gene Ontology annotation, cellular component: dolichol-phosphate-mannose synthase complex; endoplasmic reticulum membrane. Gene Ontology annotation, biological process: GPI anchor biosynthetic process; dolichol phosphate mannose biosynthetic process. Gene Ontology annotation, molecular function: enzyme regulator activity. Lineage: Eukaryota; Viridiplantae; Streptophyta; Magnoliopsida; Brassicales; Brassicaceae.